Messenger RNA from Heterocephalus glaber (naked mole-rat), 2481 nucleotides. RefSeq names its product adenylosuccinate synthase 1 (gene Adss1). Gene Ontology annotation, cellular component: cytoplasm. Gene Ontology annotation, molecular function: adenylosuccinate synthase activity; GTP binding. The record is from RefSeq and is a predicted model, not a curated record. Gene Ontology annotation, biological process: IMP metabolic process; 'de novo' AMP biosynthetic process. Lineage: Eukaryota; Metazoa; Chordata; Mammalia; Rodentia; Bathyergidae.
UUAAUGGCGCAGCGCGCGGGCUCGCGGGCUCCUGGGUGGCCCAGCGCGGCGGACGAAGAUGUCGGGGACCCGAGCCUCCAACGACCGGCCCCCCGGCGCGGGCGGCGUCAAGCGGGGGCGGCUGCAGCAGGAGGCGGCGGCGACCGGCUCCCGCGUGACCGUGGUGCUGGGCGCGCAGUGGGGGGACGAGGGCAAAGGCAAGGUGGUGGACCUGCUGGCCACGGACGCCGACAUCGUCAGCCGCUGCCAGGGGGGCAACAAUGCUGGCCACACCGUGGUGGUAGACGGCAAAGAGUAUGACUUCCACCUGCUGCCCAGCGGCAUCAUCAACACCAAGGCCGUGUCCUUCAUCGGCAACGGUGUGGUCGUCCACCUGCCGGGCUUGUUUGAGGAAGCCGAGAAGAACGAGAAGAAAGGCCUGAAGGACUGGGAGAAGCGGCUCAUCAUCUCCGACCGGGCCCACCUCGUGUUCGACUUCCACCAGGCGGUGGACGGGCUGCAGGAAGUGCAACGCCAAGCCCAGGAGGGGAAGAACAUCGGCACCACCAAAAAGGGAAUUGGACCGACCUACUCCUCCAAGGCUGCCCGGACAGGUCUCCGCAUCUGCGACCUGCUGUCGGACUUUGAUGAAUUUUCCACCAGAUUCAAGAACCUGGCCCACCAGCACCAAUCCAUGUUCUCCAGCCUGGAGAUAGAUGUCGAAGGCCAGCUCAAGAGUCUCAAGGGCUUUGCCGAACGGAUCAGACCCAUGGUCCGAGAUGGGGUCUACUUCAUGUACGAGGCGCUCCACGGCCCCCCCAAGAAGGUCCUGGUGGAAGGCGCCAACGCUGCCCUCCUCGACAUCGACUUCGGGACCUACCCUUUUGUGACGUCGUCCAACUGCACAGUGGGUGGCGUGUGCACAGGGCUGGGCAUCCCGCCCCAGAACAUAGGCGAUGUGUACGGUGUGGUGAAGGCCUACACCACCCGUGUGGGCAUUGGAGCCUUCCCCACGGAGCAGAUCAAUGAAAUCGGAGAUCUGCUGCAGAACCGUGGCCACGAGUGGGGGGUGACCACAGGCAGGAAGAGGCGCUGCGGCUGGCUGGACCUGAUGAUCCUGAGAUACGCGCACAUGGUCAACGGCUUCACGGCGCUGGCCUUGACCAAGCUGGACAUCCUGGACAUCCUGAGUGAGAUUAAAGUUGGCAUCUCAUACAAGCUCAACGGGAAGAGGAUUCCCUACUUCCCAGCUAACCAGGAGAUACUCCAGAAGGUCGAGGUAGAGUACGAGACACUACCUGGCUGGAAAGCGGACACCACAGGUGCCAGGAAGUGGGAAGACCUACCCCCACAGGCCCAGAACUACGUGCGGUUUGUGGAGAACCAUGUGGGUGUGGCAGUCAAAUGGGUCGGUGUUGGCAAGUCCAGAGAGUCAAUGAUCCAGCUGUUCUAGACCCAACAGAUGCCCCGGGCCACAGAUGCACCCCAUCCCUGCAGGAGCAGCUGCAGCCAUGUUCCUCGGCAUCACAAGCAACACUGGAAACAAAACAUUUGAAAAUUAUUUUCUGUACUUCUGUUUUUCUGUUGACGCUUUCAGCUUGACCCAUUGAAUUCUACAAUGAUUUUAAACAUCUGAAAGCCAGCUCUGUGUACAGUUUUUAAAAUUCUGCCAUUUAAAAUGAGCCCCAGUGCUCAAAACAGAGGCCUUGUGUGACACACUGAUUGUCACACAGUGUGUCCAUUUGAAGCCAUGCUGUAAUAAUGUCCAGGAGCCGCUGCGUGCUUGCCUCAACUCUGUCCUGCUGCUUUCCAGCCCUAAGAGAUGACCAUGCUUCAUGACCAGAGUGUGCCUGGUGCAGCUUCCUAAGAGGAAAUCCUGUCCUGCACAUGAGCUGGCUGCCACUGGUAAAGUACCUCGAGGCCAAAGAAAGGGGCAGGCAGGCCCAGGACUGCAUGAAAUGCAGUGUGUUGGAAACUUGGGCAUGUCGUGGUGGCAGCAAAACAGGAAGGGCUUGGUGUCCAGUGUAUGGCACAGGGCUUGGGGUGGGACAGAACAGCAGGAUCAGUUCUUUGGGUUUUCUGGGAAUCCUUCCAUAAUAUGUCAAGGAAAGGAAGAAGAGAGAGCUUCCAAAGAGGCAGAUGCCAGCCCAAUGCCCAGCUUAGAACUCCCAUGGACACCUGCAUGGGUAACCCCUAGGACCCCAAUAAAGGCCCUCAGGUCUCUGCCCCUACCAGCUGGUGUGUCAUGGAGAGCUGGCCUGCUGGUCUUGUCACCUGGAUCUGUAACAAACCACUUUGGAGGCAGGUGUAGUGACACAUGCCUGUAAUCCCAGCACUCCGGGAGGCUGAGGCAGGAGCAUCACAAGCACCAGUUCCACCUGGGCAAUUUAGUGACUUGGUGAGACCGCGUCUCAAAAAAAACGUUUUUUAAAGAAUUUACAAAAGGGCUGAGGAUGGAGCUCAAUGGUAGAGUGCCCUGGGCAAAUAAACAAAAGCACUCCA